CGGGGCUAUGAAUAGAUGUUCGACGCGUUUACUGGACCUCCGGAUAACUUUUGUCACCUCAUUCACAUCCAUCCCCAACAUACACCGGAAAACCUGUUCAAGUCCUAGAAUCAAUCUCAUUUCAAUUCCUAGUUUUCAGGUUUCAAAACACAAAAGUAGUUGUCGACAAUUCGCCAUGUCUCUCGCUAGCAAGCUCUCCAUCACGGACGUUGAUGUCAAGGGGAAGCGGGUGCUCAUCCGUGUCGACUUCAACGUUCCUCUUGACGAGAACAAGAACAUCACCAACAACCAGCGUAUUGCCGGCGCUGUGCCAACAAUCAAGCACGCUCUCGACAAUGGCGCCAAGACAGUAAUCCUGAUGUCGCAUCUCGGUCGGCCGAAUGGAUCGCCCAACCCCAAGUACUCGCUCAAGCCUGUCGUACCCGAGCUUGAGAAGCUUUUGGGUGGCAAGAAGGUCACCUUCGCCCCUGACUGUGUCGGCCCUGAGGUUGAGGAUAUUGUCAACAAGGCUGGCGAGGGCGAUGUUGUGCUAUUGGAGAACCUCCGCUUCCACAUUGAGGAGGAGGGCAGCGCCAAGGACAAGGAGGGUAACAAGACCAAGGCUGACAAGGCCAAGGUCGAGGAGUUCCGCAAGGGCCUCACCAAGUUGGGAGACAUCUACAUCAACGAUGCCUUCGGCACUGCCCACCGUGCUCACUCUUCCAUGGUUGGCGUCGACCUGCCCCAGAAGGCUGCUGGCUUCCUCAUGAAGAAGGAGCUUGACUACUUUGCACAGGCUCUCGAGUCGCCCAAGCGCCCGUUCUUGGCCAUUCUUGGCGGUGCCAAGGUUUCGGACAAGAUCCAGCUGAUCGACAACCUGCUUGACAAGGUCAACACGCUCAUCGUGUGCGGUGGCAUGGCGUUUACCUUCAAGAAAGUGCUCGACAACAUGGCUAUCGGAAACUCCCUCUUCGACGAGGCAGGAUCCAAGACCGUGCCCGAGCUCAUGAAGAAGGCGCAGGAGAAGGGCGUCAAGGUCGUCCUCCCGGUAGACUUUAUUACUGCUGACAAGUUCGCUGCGGACGCCAAGACUGGGUCUGCCACGGACAAGGAGGGUAUCCCUGAGGGCUGGAUGGGCUUGGACUGCGGUGAGAAGAGUGUUGAGCUGUUCCAGAGCGCCAUCGACGAGUCGCAGACCGUCCUGUGGAACGGCCCCGCCGGUGUCUUUGAGUUUGAUGCUUUCGCCAAGGGCACCAAGGCCACUCUCGACGCUGCCGUCAGUGGCUGCGGCAAGGGCAAGAUUGUUAUCAUCGGAGGUGGUGACACGGCCACCGUUGCGGCCAAGUACGGAGUUGAGGACAAGCUGAGCCACGUCUCGACCGGUGGUGGUGCUAGCUUGGAGCUCCUUGAGGGCAAGGAACUUCCUGGUGUCACCGCGCUCAGCAGCAAGUAAGUGGCCAAUGAGGAAUUUGAACUUGAAGAAUAAAAAGGUGGUGGCCUAUAACUGGCCUGUAAUUACUGCAAGUACAAGGAUUCCCUGACAAUUUGAUGAACAAAGAACAAUGUCCAGUAGAACCUCCUAUCUAUGAGCAGCAAUACCAUCAUUUUUAAGUGAAUAAUAA
Messenger RNA from Pyricularia grisea, 1601 nucleotides. RefSeq lists its product as uncharacterized. NCBI's taxonomy places the organism in Eukaryota, Fungi, Ascomycota, Sordariomycetes, Magnaporthales, Pyriculariaceae. Gene Ontology annotation, cellular component: cytosol. The transcript is spliced from 3 exons. The record is from RefSeq and is a predicted model, not a curated record. Gene Ontology annotation, biological process: gluconeogenesis; glycolytic process. The coding region runs from base 8 to 1432 and encodes 474 amino acids. Gene Ontology annotation, molecular function: ATP binding; ADP binding; phosphoglycerate kinase activity.